Molecule: messenger RNA, 1387 nt
Organism: Laetiporus sulphureus 93-53
Lineage: Eukaryota; Fungi; Basidiomycota; Agaricomycetes; Polyporales; Laetiporaceae
Product: DUF155-domain-containing protein
Exons: 13
Coding region: 1-1347 (448 amino acids)
Source: RefSeq, a predicted model, not a curated record
AUGUCUUCGAAUCAGCCAAAUCUGAAGAUACCUACACCCGCAGCUCCCCAGCCCAAGGCUCGUGGUGCGAACCGCUCGACAAAAGCUGCGGGAAAGCUCAAGGUACUCCCUGACCAAGUGGAACCAGUCCUCCAGAAUAAGGCUGUGGAACUCAAACGGCCACCAAAGGCCAGGACAGAGGAGGAGGAGGAACAGGAGAGCGAGGAAGAUGAGGGUGAUGAUGAGGAGGAGCCUGAGGAAGCGGAGGUUUAUAACCAGAUUAAUUUGAUACCUGCUGGAACAGCGCGUAGAGAUGCGCUACGAUUGACAAAGAAGAAGGCCAAGUCUCUACCACGCGUUACUGCAUACGCGACUGCCAGUUCGUACCGGUUUCCUGAGCUGAUGAAGUUCUUCAAUGCUCGACGUCCAUCAUACCAUACCAACCCCCGGGUCAUCGACGAAGUGAUAUACACUCCCUAUUCUUAUGCACUAGCUUCAGAGAGCUCUUCAGGCACACAGCGUCAGGUUCACUUCGAGGGCCAGUCUGAAACCUUAGAGCAGACCGGACAGACCGGCGAUCUGCUUGGUGUGCCAGAAUUGGUUCCAGAUGCCAAUGGCACGCAAGUGACGGACGGAGAACAAACGGCGAAGAAGAUGAAAAGGAAUAGAUUCCUAACUGACGAGAUGCCCAAGGAGGCCGAGAUCUUCAUGUUCAAAUACGGAACCGUGGUGUUAUGGGGAAUGACUGAAGCGCAGGAAAAACGAUUCUUGUCGUCCAUCAAGCGUUUUGAGGUGGACAAGCUCCCACCCCAGGAAGUCGAGAUGGAAGACCUCAAUUACUACUACGCUAAUUACAGCCGCAUCUACAACGAUGUUAUCACUUUACGCGUUGGAUCCAGCUACAUGACAAAGCUUUCCUUAUCGCACGCACUCUCGCAGUCUGUCAAGAUCUCCCUAUUCGAAGAACUCAUUUCGUCAACGAUCGAAGAGACGAAAGGUAUUCCGGAAAUUAUAAGUGCCACUGGGAAGAUUGGCAUGCCGCAUAAAGAUAUAAUGCGGAAGAUCGGAGAGCUUUUCUUGCUGAGGUCCAACAUUAACUCAGUCGGAUCAGUGCUUGAUUCCCCCGAGGUGUUUUGGACCUACCCGGAUUUGCAACCUCUUUAUGAUGCAGCGCGCGAUUAUUUGGAAAUCCCUCAGCGUAUCGACCUCCUAAACACGCGUGUUGAGGUUCUGCAAGAUAUGCUUCAACUCCUCAAGGAAACCGUGAACAGCCGUCAUGCAGAGCGUUUAGAGCAAAUUGUCAUCGCAUUGAUUGUGGUCGAGAUUGUCCUCGGUAUUAUCACCAUCAUUGUCGACCUGUUUUCCUGAUUGUACCCUGGAUGCUGUCAAUUGUAUCAUUAUGUUGCAU